CACCAUCUUGUCUACAGCAUCACCAGCGCCAUCACCGAGACCAAGGGCUAUCAAGCGAGGUUAUGGAGACAAACACGAUGAGACAGACUUUGGUAUUGUUACUACUCUCUUUGUCUGCUCUGUCAUGGGCUUUCUUCAUCCCAAAGCUAAGCCGAGGAAGUUCAGACGAAAACGAAGUCGAUGAUCAUAAUCCCCAAAUCAGAUAUCUAGAUGACGACCACGACGAAAACAAAGUUGCUUUGCCGCCGGCUGUCUUUUAUGACGAAAAACGCAGACUUCCACUUCCGGAGGAGGACGACGACGACGAAAACGAAGUUGCUUUGCCGCCGGCUGUCUUUUAUGACGAAAAACGCAGACUUCCACUUCCGAAGGACGACGACGACGAUGAAAACAAAGUUGCUUUGCCGCCGGCUGUCUUUUAUGACGAAAAACGCAGACUUCCACUUCCGGCGGAGGACGAAGACGACGAAAACAAAGUUGCUUUGCCGCCGGCUGUCUUUUAUGACGAAAAACGCAGACUUCCACUUCCGGCGGAGGACGACGACGAUGAAAACAAAGUUGCUUUUCCGCCGGCUGUCUUUUAUGACGAAAAACCAGACUUUCAGUUCCGGAGGACGACGACGACGAUGAAGGUCUUUUGCGGCAUCCUUUCCCUUACCUACCCGAAAACGGAAAUCAGGAGGACGAUAUCGACAAACACCGACAUCCAGAAGAAGAAGAUGAUGACGACUAGGACAAAUAGAACAGUUGGAGAGGUGCCUCAGAUGAUGAAAACAGCAAUGACGAGAAAUCGUUGGCCAGAUUUCCCGGCUACCUUGUAAUUUACAGAAAUUAAUUAAUCUUUCAGCUAGAAAAGUGUAUCUAUUCGUCAGAUUUAAGCUUCCAAAUGAAACUCUACUUUCGUCACAAAAAAAAAAUGCAAAUGUAGAGAAUUUCGCAGUGCUGUUCAUGUCAGAUGUACAAAAGUAGAGAGGUCACUUCGUGUACUGAUUUCCACAACCUUAAACUGUAAAAGUAUGUCUUAAUAAAGCCCAUUCAGAGUCA
This is a messenger RNA of Pomacea canaliculata, 1044 nucleotides long. RefSeq lists its product as uncharacterized. NCBI's taxonomy places the organism in Eukaryota, Metazoa, Mollusca, Gastropoda, Architaenioglossa, Ampullariidae. The transcript has 12 exons. Bases 63 to 821 code for a protein of 252 amino acids. The record is from RefSeq and is a predicted model, not a curated record.